AUGUCGGAUGUCGUCGGCUUCCGUCGCUCGACGGGCAAAAAGACGGAGCUCAACGCGACGGACAGCGCAGCUGAGCACCAACGCAGUCGCAUCGCAUCCAAAUCACGCACCGCAUCGCGGCAGGCGGGAGCGGAGCUGUCGAGACGCGAUCGCACUCGCUUGGCCCCCCAUCCGCCAUCGCUCAAUCGCUACUGCUCUCAAAGACCCUACCUUGAUCCCUAUCUCUUGUCCACCUCCAUCCGUGCAUCCAUACCCCGUGACCUCGCUCCAGGCCACUCUUUCGCUCUUUCGCUCCCGUCGCGUCGAGCCCCACCCGAUCCCACCUCGCACCCACGCCGCCCACGCACGCCCGUCGCACGGACGCGUUCCAGUCAAAUCCUUUCUCGCGCGCGUCUCGAUCGCAUUCGCAGCCAGCCCAGCAUGUACGGCCGAAGCGGUCAGCAGCAGUACCGCGGCGGUCUGUCGUCGUGGGACACGAUGCAGCCGCAGUCGGGCUACACCUCUUCGCCGUCCCAGCCGCCGCAGCCUCCGCAACAGCAACAGCAGCAGCCGCAACAGCAGCAGCCGGGCUACUUUGGCAGCAGCAUGAUCUCGUCCGGCUCGAGAGACGAUGUAGGCGGCUACGGCGGCUAUGCAUCGGGCGGCUCGAGCUCGCACUUUCCCUCGGGCUAUCCGGGACAGCAGCCGGGCAAUGCGGCUUCGUCGUCGUCUGCCAACUCGCGUCCCAACACCUUUGCCAGCUUCUCGGAGGCGUUCACCGGUGGGUAUAACGGCAACUCGCUCAUGCCGCAGCAGCAGCAACAGCAGCAGCAGCAGGGACAGCAACAGCAGGGACAGCAGCAGCCGGGUCAGCCGUCCAACGCGUCGUACCGUAGCGAGCACUACUACGCGCCCUCCGAGUACGGCGCAGCGCGCGAUCGCGCCGCACAGCCCAUGUAUGCGCAGCAGCCGGGCGAUGGGUUUGGCCAGCCGAGCAAUGGCAGCGCAAGGGAGUCGCGCUUCGAUGGCGCCUACUCGUCCGCCAACGCGCAGCAGGACUGGAGCAACUACUCGGCGUCGUCGAAUGUGGCGAUGCAGCAGCGCGAGGGCGUGCAGCCGUCGCAGGCGUCGCGUUCGCAGUCGGCUGCAGCGCCCACGGCGCAGAACGCACCGCCCUCCGCGUCGCCCUCGGUAGCGGCGGCGGCGUCACAGCCAGCGGCUGCCGAGGCGGCAGUGCCAAAGAAACGCGGGCGCAAACCUAAGAACCAGACGCAGCCCGUGGCGGCACCCGCGCCCACCAAGCCGCAGGGAUAUACCCAACAGGCGGGCUUUGUCGACCCCUCUGCCAUGAUGAUCAAGACGGCCGCUAACGGCACGGCCAAAGGCAAAAAGGCUCAAGCUGCAGCAGCGGCGGCGGCAGCGGCGGCCCAGGCGGCAGCAGCAGCAGCUGCACCUCCCCCCGCACCCGCUGCUGCUGUGGGGAUUCGGCCCAAGGGCAAGCGAGGGCGCAAGUCCAAGGCGGAGCUGGCAGCGGAAGCGGCGGCAGCAGCCUCGGCGCCACCUGCAUCCGCAGCGGCAGUGGUGGAUACGUCGAUGGAGGCGCCGCCAGCGAAGCGCAAACGACGCACCAAGCUGGAGAUGCAGGCGGCGCGGGCGGCGGAAGCGGAAGCGGCGGCGAGACAAGCGGCUCUGCAGGCGGCGGGUCAGGUGCCUGUGCCGACCAAGGAUCCGAGGGGCAGGAAGCCCGGUUCCAAGGGAAGCUAUACGCAGGCGUGGAACAAGGAGAUGGUGGCAAAAGUGCAGGGACUGCGCGUGUUCGGAAGCAUGAUCGAGGACGACAAGACGCAGAAGGACUUUGACCGCGUCGUGAUCGAGGUGCUCGGCAUGCUCGAUGGCAAACUGCCCGGCGAUAAAAAGUAA
This is a messenger RNA of Moesziomyces antarcticus, 1899 nucleotides long. RefSeq lists its product as uncharacterized. The record is from RefSeq and is a predicted model, not a curated record. NCBI's taxonomy places the organism in Eukaryota, Fungi, Basidiomycota, Ustilaginomycetes, Ustilaginales, Ustilaginaceae. Bases 1 to 1899 code for a protein of 632 amino acids. The transcript is spliced from 3 exons.